Molecule: messenger RNA, 741 nt
Organism: Fomitopsis serialis
Lineage: Eukaryota; Fungi; Basidiomycota; Agaricomycetes; Polyporales; Fomitopsidaceae
Exons: 4
Coding region: 1-741 (246 amino acids)
Source: RefSeq, a predicted model, not a curated record
AUGUCUUCCCCGCCCUCACGUUUCAAUUGCUCCGACUCCCCAGCUGGCUUGAGUGAGCCCGGUCGCGGCACUGCGCGCGGUCCAGCGGCUUUCCUCGCGGCCCCGACGGCCUUUGCUGCGCUUCCCCUGCCUUCAGAUCCCGUCGCGGGGGAUGGUUUUGCGGCCACCGCCUUUGGCAGCAACGCUGGUUCAGCAAUUGCUGCGGAGCCUGGUUUGCCGGCGCGCGACGCGCCUGAGCAAGGUCCUGCGACUGGGCCUGUUGCAGCGAGCCCGAUGGGCCUCGCAGGCGGCGCUCCUCGCGAGAUCUGGGAUGCGUCGCCUCCUCCGGUUCCCCCGCCCCUGUACGGGGCACAAGACUUCCACCAGCAGUGGACCUGGCCGGCAUACCUGCGUCCGGACUACAACCGACCCUGGACCCGUGCCACGGUGUCGUUACGUGACCUCCUCCGCACCAUGAUAGAGCUGGUCCGCGACAUGCAGCCGCACUACCACGGCGACUCGCGCGGGGUGCCCGACCCGACGAACUCAAUACGAAGGCAUGCAACAGAUGCAAUCCGCGUGGGCCCCAUGGUCCACGUGUACAAAAUUCUCUGGCGGGAGAGGGGCCCUCCGCUCAUGUGGUCGAUGGUCGUCGUGGCGGCGCACCCGGAGCAGGAGGUGGUGCUUUAUCGAAUCGUGCACCACCUAUGGUCAACAAGCGGCAUGACGCACGCACCGGGAGCGUACGCGCCACCAGCGUGA